AUGACGGACACAAGUAAUGUAGAUGAUGCUGAAAUAGCCCGUCAAGAGGCAUUCAAUAAUAAGAUGAUAGAAGCGGCAGAAAAAGUGAUGAAUGCCAACCUUCCCAAGUUAGCUCAAGAAGUUGAGAGCCGAGUUUUGGGGGUUGUUAAUGAGAUGAUGACUAGCAAGAUUGAGGAGUUAAAAGAAAUGCUUGAAGGGUCCAGGGCUAAAAGCAAGGAACGAAGGUGUACAUAUAAGGAUUUUAUGGCAUGUAAUCCCUUUUCAUACAAUGGGGAGGUGGAUCCGGUGAAGUGUCAAAGAUGGAUAGCAAACAUUGAAGCCGUAUUUGUACGUAGUCGAUGUGAGAAAGAAGAUCAAGUAAUGUUUGCUACGGGUCAACUUCAGCAACAGGCCAAAGAUUGGUGGGAUACCCAAAGUAAGGAGAUAGGGGAAGUGAGACUCCAAACUUUAACAUGGCAGGAAUUCAAAGAGUUGUUCCUAAAAUAUCAUUGCCCGCAAUCGGCAAUUGAUAGAAUACAAGAUGAGUUCUUGCAUCUUCGUCAACAGAAUGAGUCCAUUGAUGAAAUUACCAACAUAUUCUUCGAUAAGUUAAAGUUCUGUGAUGAUUUCGUCAAGUCAGAAAGGAUGAAGAUAAACCGGUAUUAUGGAAUGUUGAAGGCCGAAUAUAGGGAGUUCAUUACCCCUUCGAAGUGUGAAACUCUAAGUGAACUUAUCAAUUUAGCCCGGGAUAGGGAGAUAGAACUGAAGCGACAAGUGGAAAGAGGUGAGAAAAGAGUUGCUGAAAAGCCGUCAACUACGAACCCAUCUAAGAAGCCUAAGCAGCAUGACACAAGAACUAAAGGAGGGUCUAAGGGUAGUAUUCCCCCAUGCAAAACUUGUGGAAAGCUUCACACUGGAGAAUGUCUAAUGGGAAAGAAGGGGUGUUACAACUGUGGUCAGGAGGGACAUCCUUACUUUAAGUGCCCUAGUCCCGUGAGGACGUGUUUCAAUUGUUUCACUCCCGGUCAUGUAAAAGCUGAUUGUCCAAAGCUUAAACAACAAGGGCAGAAGGAUGAAAAGAAGAAUGAAAAUCAGAAGGCUCGGGGAAGAAUGUUUCAGAUUACCACUGAGGAAGCCAAGGCCUCACCGAAUGUCGUGUCAGGUAUUUUCUUAAUCAACCAAAUACCCGUGAAUGUGUUAUUCGAUUCUGGUGCUAGCAAAUCUUUCGUGUCAGACGAACUUAUGUGUUACCCCUCUUUUAGAAAGGAACGAAUGUCUGUACCCUUAGAAGUAGAAGUAGCGGAUAGUAAAAGUUAUUUGUUAUGUGAAAUUUGUAAGAAUUGUAAGAUAACCAUAGAAAACGAAGAAUUUGAAAUAGAUCUCAUUCCUAUGACUUUGGGGGAAUUCAAGGUGGUAGUAGGGAUGGAUUGGUUAUCCCGCUAUCACGCGGAAAUUCGAUGCGAGGCAAAAGUUAUUCAUGUAUUCUCACCUAGUGGGGCUCGAAUAAGCAUUUGUGGGGAAAGAAAGUUAGAGACAAAACUGUGCACGAUUGUCGAGGCGGUGAAGCACGCAAGGAAUGAGGGUAAGGUUUACUUGGUUUAUGUAGUGGAUACAAGACAGAAGGUGCCUGAAAUUGGAGAAGUAGAAGUGGUGAAUGAAUAUGCGGAUGUGUUUCCGGAUGAAUUACCGGGAUUGCCACCUGAGCGAGAGGUGGAAUUCCGAAUCGAAUUAAACCCGGGUGCCAAGCCAGUGGCUAAAGCUCCUUAUAGAUUAGCUCCCACUGAGAUGCGAGAGCUAAUGACACAGAUACAGGAAUUACUCGAUAAGGGUUUCGUACGCCCGAGUGUGUCGCCUUGGGGAGCCCCGAUGAUCUUUUUGACCAACUGCAAGGAGCAAGUUGGUUUUCAAAAAUCGAUUUGCGUUCGAGGUAUCACUAACUUCGGGUACGGGAAGAAGAUGUUGCAAAAACUGCGUUCAGGACCCGAUAUGGGCAUUACGAGUUUUUAG
Messenger RNA from Helianthus annuus (common sunflower), 1986 nucleotides. RefSeq lists its product as uncharacterized. The coding region runs from base 1 to 1986 and encodes 661 amino acids. The transcript is spliced from 2 exons. Gene Ontology annotation, molecular function: zinc ion binding; nucleic acid binding; aspartic-type endopeptidase activity. Gene Ontology annotation, biological process: proteolysis. NCBI's taxonomy places the organism in Eukaryota, Viridiplantae, Streptophyta, Magnoliopsida, Asterales, Asteraceae. The record is from RefSeq and is a predicted model, not a curated record.